AUGCUAAACUAUACGUGGACUGUAUUUCGAUGGGCUACGUAUGCGCCGUUGCUGGGAAUCAAGGACCGCGAGCUACUGCCACACAUCAGUGUACUCAUUCCCGUAUACAAUGAGUCACACUUUAUUCGAAAGUCGAUAGAAUCAGUCAUCGGCUCCGACUAUUCGAAGGAAAAAAUCCAGUUGGUAGUUGUCGAUGAUGGAUCGACGGACGAUUCAUACCUUCACAUUACGGAGUCUUCAGCCGCUGCCAUUGGGUCUUCAAUCGACUGCACCGUGGUGCGCCACAAACACAACAGUGGAAAGCGUGAGGCUCUAAUCACGGCAUUCAGACAUAGCAAACAUGAGAUUGUCGUGACUCUUGAUUCCGACAGCAUACUUCGUCCAGGGACGCUUCGCAAUCUCGUCACUCCAUUGAUUCUCAGCAGCACCGUUGGAGGUGUAGCUGGACAUAUUUCGGUACUGAAUGUAGCUUCUGAUGGAACUCACAUCCUCAAAACACUGGUUCCUCGUCUCCUGGACAUCCUGUUUGAGUAUGGUGGCAACAUACCAAGAUCAGCCCAAACGAAGCAUGGCUUCGUCACUAUCCUUCCAGGAGCUAUUUCCGCGUACCGACGUUCAGCUAUUGCACCCCAUAUAGAAGAUAUGGCCACAAGGACGUUCCUCGGUCACCCCUUACGUCACGGAGAGGACAUAGAGCUCACGAUGAAUGUCCUCAGGGAUGGCUGGCAAACUAUUUAUCAGAGAAAUGCUGUCGUACACACUACAAUGCCCAGCUCGAUUAGAGGCGCAAUUCUGACGUAUAUCAGAUGGGAGAGAAGCAGUUACACCUACUUGCUCUUGGGCUACUUGCAAUUAGCAAUUACGGAGGCCUGCAAAUCAGCACUUGGGGCGUUCCCGGGACGGUUUCAGGAGAAAAUGCUAGAAUCUGGGGACAGAGAGAUGGGCAAUACGCAUCAAAUUGAACGCUCUGCUCGUGUUGGAGACAUGUACCCGGUGCUUAGUCUCACAUGUACCGCGUUGUCAAGUAUCUUUGGCAUUGGGACGAUCAUCUUUCGCCUAGUAGCAUUGUCCACAGACCCAUGGAUAGUCGUGACGGAUUUUUUCUGUCUGAUUAUCUUUUCGGUCUGGGGCAGCCUUCUCUUUGUCCCAGAUGCAAUGCAGGAGGAACUGGAUUCUGCGGAGGCAGAUUUGUAUCGCAUGUCAAACCACGAUGAUCCCGGUUGUUGUGACGGGCUCUCGCGGCUUUUCUGGAAACUACUAUACGCACCCUUGGCCUGCAUUUUCCAGACAUGCUUCAUAGUCAAGCGACCAAAUGUUAGAUGGACUCAGAACAUGCAACGAAGCGGCUGA
Molecule: messenger RNA, 1350 nt
Organism: Neoarthrinium moseri
Lineage: Eukaryota; Fungi; Ascomycota; Sordariomycetes; Amphisphaeriales; Apiosporaceae
Exons: 2
Coding region: 1-1350 (449 amino acids)
Source: RefSeq, a predicted model, not a curated record